Molecule: messenger RNA, 1101 nt
Organism: Aspergillus aculeatus ATCC 16872
Lineage: Eukaryota; Fungi; Ascomycota; Eurotiomycetes; Eurotiales; Aspergillaceae
Exons: 1
Coding region: 1-1101 (366 amino acids)
Source: RefSeq, a predicted model, not a curated record
AUGACCAAAACCGACCCCACAGACCAACAACGCCUCCUACUAGUCAGCGUCCCGCGCACCGCGUCCAAUCUGCUCCUCAAAGUCCUCAACAUCCACUCCCAACCCGCCCUCCACACCAACAACAAAGGCGGCUACUUCUUCUUCGACGCCUUCACAGCCGCCGCGCAGAGCAGCGUCCUGACCACCCCGCCGGCCACCUGGGCCCCGGCCACCGUGGCGCAAGUCCGCUCCGUCUUCCAGUCGUGCUUCGAUGCCCUGGAAACCUUCUCCGCCGAGGCCGCCACAAACGGCAAACGGGCCUUUGCCAAGGAACAUGCCUUCUGGUUCGCCAACCCGGUCUCCUUCCACCCGACCGACCCCGAGGACUCUGCAUCCUCUGCCUCGGACGAUGCGGACAGAAAAGAAGCAGACGAGAACCUCUUCCGCCUGCCCCUGCCCUCAACCUACGGCCCAACCACCACCGCCACGUUUUCGUCGGGCAACGAAACCAUCUUCCCCGACGAAUACCUCCGCACCUGGCGCCUGGCCUUCAUCAUCCGGCAUCCGGCGCUCGCGUUCCCGAGCUUCUACCGCGCCAUGCGCAAGGUCGGCGAGACGGGGUAUCUGGUCGAUGACGAGGAGACGCUGCGCGGCACGCUGGCGACCAAUAUGUCCCUGCGGUGGACGAGGGGGUUGGUCGAGUGGUGUCUGCGGCAGAAGCCGGGGGAGGAGGUUCUGCUGCUUGACGCCCAUGAUUUGAUUCAUGAGCCGGCCGCGGUGAGGCGGUUUUGUCGGUUGGCUGGGUUGGACGAGGGGGUGGUCAAGUGGGAGUGGGGCGUGGGCGAGCCGCAUCAGCGCAGGGGCAAGAAGGAGGAGGAGGAGCAGGGGGUGCUGACCCAGGAGCAGCGGGAUUAUUAUGCUGCGGCUAGGAUUAUGCUGUCCACGUUGGAGGGGUCGUCCGGCGUGAUGAAGGAGAAGACGCCGGCCGCGGUGGAUGUGCGCGCUGAGGUUAAGAAGUGGAGGGCGGAGUUUGGGGAGGAGGUUGCCGCGAUGUUGGAGCGGGCGGUUGAGGAGGCCAUGCCGGAUUAUGAAUUUCUUAGGGGGAGGAGGGUGAGGGGGUAG